AUGCUGUUUGGAGAUCUGGCAGAACUGGCAGAUAAAGCGGCCAAGUACGAGGAAUUGCUCAGAGAGGAACAGCAGAAGAGAAACUCUUCCAAAGGCACGUAUUAUAAAUCCCCUUCUUCCUCAAUACAUAUGAUUGAAGUAGAGUCAGAAGAAGAUGCGGAGGAAUCAGAGGAGAGAGAGGUUGCAGUUGCGGAAAUGGCAAAAUUAAAGCAUCCCAUCAGUUGUAAAACUCUUACAAAACCUCCAAGGGAUCAGAAGCCGCCACCAUUCACAGGAGGGUUUGUUCCAAACAAACCCAUGCAGAACAAGGUGUAUUCCUUCGAUCUGACCAAAGUAGAUGCCUUGUUUGAUGAAAUGUUGCUGCAUAAAAGCAAUAGAGACGCCUCACAGAAUGCCCAAGCCAGAAGAACUCAAGGGCAGACAAACGAAGAAGGACAGACCAGCUAUGAGGCUGGCUCCAGUAGAAGCAGAAUAGUUUCAAAGGAGACUAUGGAAAGACCAAAAGCAACCAUUUCAGCUGGAAUAGUGCUCUGCAGCAGGUGCAAGUGUGAGGCUGAGCUGGAAGUAGUCCUGGAAAAACAGGAGCUGCCCACUCCAAGUGUUUUUGACCGGAUCGGAACCACGCCCCAUGAUAGGGCCAGACAAAGAAACUACCCCAGGCCUGUCCAAUCCAACAGAAGAAUGACUAAGCAGCCAAAGGAGGAAAUAUCAAUAAAAGUGCCCGGAAGUGACAAACCUUUGGCGGCCAUCAUUGAAGGCAGGUGGUAUUCUGUCGGGAAGAAUGGCAGACCAACAAUGGAGCUAACAAGAACCCAAAGGAGGAGGGUUCAGAGACAGUACUGCACAUUCCUCAAUAACGAGAAAAACGCACAGAAGUUGACGAAAGCAGAAUCCUCAGAGAAACCUUCUAUCCAUCCUGCCUCCACCUCAGAAGAUCUACUUAAAACUCCCCAACCAGAGGAAAAAACCGAUCCUAUUCCAGGAGAAGGACAAGAAGACUGGGUGAGGAGUAUGAAGAGGAGCAGCUGGAUUAUGAACCAUCUACAGAUGACCAGAAUGCGCUCCUCGGAACAGAAGAACUGGGAGAAUGGACGGAGGAAAUAUGAUGGAGAACAGAUGGAUUAUGACGGAGAGUUGGAUGCAGAAACUGAGGCCUUUGGUGCAGAAUUGGAGGACUUGUUACGUGCUGACCUAGGCAUCAAUAUGGUGUUCAUUCUGCCAGAAAAGUUCUGGGCGGUAGAGGGACAGAAGAGCACUCUGGACGGAGACGUAUUUUCCCAAGAAAGUUUUGAAUGCAGGUUGGCAGAAACGGAAGCAACAGCAAACAGGCAAUCCCAGGACAGAAGGAGCAACCACAAGCUGGCUACAAGUCCCGCUUUGCUUCUCCAAACCAACCAAAGAAAUGGCAAACCACCUCAGACCCUUGUUUAUAACAGCAAACUUUGGGGGUGUUCCUAUCCCCAAAAUAUGGUAGAUGGAGGAGGCAUCACCAAAACCCUUGGGAUCCUGGACGUGGAUGUUUUGGUAGGAAGCAAGAAGCUGAAGGUUGCAUUCUUUGUGGUAGAUACUACUUCUACCACUUACAAUGCACUGCUUGGCAGAGACUGGAUUCAUCAGAGUCUAUGUGUUCCUUCCACUCUUCAUCAACAGUUAGCUUUAUGGAAUGAAGAAGGCUACAUGGAGAUAAUAGAGGCCGAUCCACGGCCAUUCCUACCUUCUGCCAUGUGUUGUGAGGCAAGGUACUAUCAUGAUGACCUUGGUCCUUUCACCUUCUUUGGAGUCAACCAGAACGGCCGCCCCCAUGGUGUCACGGCCCAGAGGCUCAUUGAAGAAGAAAAGGAUCGAGCUGCAACAAUCCGGUCCAUUACAAAAAGAUUGUUGAUAUACUGGGAGGAAAGAAGGUUUUUGCACAGAAUCCAGCCAUCAAUAUGGCAGAAUUCACUCAUGAAAGCACGGAAAGGCCAGGAGGAAGAGGAACUACAGGAGGAAGUGUUAGAUUUUGCACCAGCUGCACUGGAUGACUCUCUGCCAGAGGGAACAGGGGAGGAUCCAAGGCCUACCUUUAUCAACGCACUAUUGAAAGAACCACUUAAGAAUGAACUCGUUGCAUUUUUACAAGAGUUCAAAGAUUGUUUUGCUUGGCAUUAUCAUGAGAUGCCAGGAUUAGAUAGGGAAUUGGUAGAACACAGGCUGCCAAUCAAAGAGGGAUACCUUCCAGUCAAACAGGCCAGAAGAAGGAUGUCCAUGGACACAGAACUGAAAGUCAAAGAAGAAAUAGAAAGGCUGCUCAAGGCAGGAUUCAUCAGGCCAGCCAUCUAUGCUGAUUGGCUAGCUAAUAUUGUACCAGUUCUAAAAAGGAAAACUGGGGCAGUCAGAAUCUGCGUGGAUUACAGAAACCUGAAUGAGGCCUCUCCCAAGGAUGAGUACCCUAUGCCAAUGGCAGACAUGCUAGUAGAUGGAGCUGCCCACAACCAGAUGCUAUCUUUUAUGGAUGGCAACGCAGGUUACAAUCAGAUCAUGAUGGCAGAAAAAGACAUCCACAAGACAGCCUUCAUGUGUCCAGGGCAUAUAGGUGCUUUUGAAUACACUGUAAUGCCUUUUGGCUUGAGAAAUGCAGGGGCUACCUAUCAAAGGGCAAUGAAUUCUGUUUUCCAUGAUAUGAUAGGGCAUUCCUUGGAAGUUUAUAUUGAUGAUGUGGUGAUUAAAUCACCAGAGGAGGGAAACCACAUGACAAAUCUAAGAAGAGCAUUCCUAAGAAUGAGGCAACAUAAACUGAAAAUGAACCCAAAGAAGUGCGUUUUUGGAGUUCAAGCGGGAAAUUUCCUAGGAUUCUUGGUCCACCAAAGAGGCAUAGAGAUCGACAAAAACAAAGCAAAAUCCAUCAUAGAAGCCUUGCCGCCUAGGAACAAGAAGGAAUUGCAAAGUCUCUUAGGAAAAAUUAAUUUUUUAAGGAGAUUUAUAUCCAAUUCUGCAGGAAAGAUCCAGCCUUUCUCUUCUUUGUUAAGAUUGAAACAGGAACAAACCUUUAAAUGGGAAGAACAGCACCAACAAGCUUUUGAAGAAAUCAAGCAUUACCUCUCAAAUCCACCAGUUCUGUCCCCACCAAAGAGAGGCAGACCACUCAAGCUCUAUAUAUCUGCAUCAAAAGUAUCCAUUGGAAGUUUAUUGGUUCAGGAUAACAAGGAAGGAAAGGAACAGGCAGUCUACUACCUGAGCAGAACUCUAACAGAGCUCAAACAUUACAUGCUGCCAUACACCAUCUAUAUCAUUGCCAAAACAGAUAUGAUCAAAUACAUGCUAACAAGACCAAUGCUAAGAGGCAGAAUUGGAAAAUGGACCUUGGCCUUGACAAAAUUUGCCUUCAGAUAUGUUCCUCAGAAAGCCGUCAAAGGACAAGCUGUGGCAGACUUCCUAGCAGAUCAUCCCGGGGAGGAGAUUGAAAAUAUGGACUCUUUAGACAUAGCAAAUGCAGAUCUAUUAACCAGAGCUCACACCUGCCUCAACAAUCCUAUCUACUCAGUUCAUCUUGCACCUUGGAAGUUAUACUUUGAUGGAUCAAAAACUGAUAUAACUUCCGGGGCAGGAAUUGUUUUGGAAGAACCACUUGGAAUCAGACACUGCUACUCUUUCCAAUUGGAUUUCCAGUGCACCAACAACAGGGCAGAAUAUGAGGCCUUAAUCAUUGGCUUGGAAAUGCUGGUAGAACUAGGAAUCCAAUCUGUGGAAAUUCUGGGAGAUUCCAUGCUGGUUUUAAAACAAAUUGCUGGGGAAUACAAGUGCCUAAGCCCUUCUUUGGCUGUCUACUUGGUGGUAGCUAGGAAUCUUCUGACAGAAUUCAGAGAAGCCACUUGGGAACAUAUCCCAAGGGAAGAAAAUUUUGCAGCCAAUGAAUUGGCUCAGGUGGCAACAGGCAUACAAAUGCCCGAAGAGUGUGUACAAAGAAUCAUCAGGAUAGGAAAGAAAAGCCUACCAUCUGUUCUGGCCAGGGGGAUGGAGAUAGAUGUCAAUUCUGCCACAAUCACCGAAGAUGAUUGGAGAAAUCCUAUCAUGACCUAUUUAUGA
Prunus armeniaca (apricot) is the source of this 4062-nucleotide messenger RNA. The record is from the annotation of a GenBank genome assembly. Lineage: Eukaryota; Viridiplantae; Streptophyta; Magnoliopsida; Rosales; Rosaceae.